AGUCCACACCCUGUGAAGCUCAAGAUGGUCCUGAGUGGGGCGCUGUGCUUCCGGACCCCUGAUUGCAGGAUGUGCUCCCUCCCCACAGCAAGAUACUACAUAAUUAAGGAUGUGGAUCAGAAGGCUCUGUACAUGCGAGACGGCCAGCUACUGGUGGGAGAUCCUGAUGCAGACAACUGCUGUGCAGAGAAGAUCUGCAUUCUCCCCAACCGAGACCUGGACAGCAGAGGCCUGGACCGCACCAAGGUCCCCAUCUUCCUGGGGAUCCAGGGGGGCAGCCGUUGCCUGGCAUGUGUGGAGACUGGAGAGGGACCUCUCCUGGAGCUGGAGGAUGUAAACAUUGAGGACCUGUACAAGGGCGGCGGACAGGCCACUCGCUUCACCUUCUUCCAGAGAAGCUCCGGCCCCGCCUUCAGGCUGGAGGCUGCCGCCUGCCCAGGCUGGUUUCUCUGCCGCUCCUCUGAGCCCCCGCAGCCAGUCCAGCUCAUCGAAGAGAGUGAGCCAUCGGCCUGCACUGAAUUCUACUUUGAACAGAGUCGGUAGGGAGGCAGGAGGCCGAGGUCCAGCCUGGAGCCCCCAGACUGAGCUCAAACUUUGUAGGCAAUGGUCCCACAUCCUGAUCCCUGAACCUGUGAAUAUGCUAUCUUACCUUGUGACCAUGAUUAUGUGGAGGCUAGUGCAUCCUGGACUAUCCCGUAGGGCCCAUCACAAGGGCCCUCCAGUGAGGGAGGGAGGAGGGUGAGAGCCCAAGAGAGAUGGGAAGAUGUGAUGCUGUUCACUUUGAAGAUGGAGGAAGGGGUGAUGAGCCAAGGUGGUUCCUAGAAGCUGGGAAAGGCAAGGGAAAGGAUAUGCUUCCAGAAGAAACAUGGUGUAGGUUGUGACAACUUGAUUUCAGUCCAAUGAAACCCAUUUCAGAUGCCUGACCUCCAGAACUGUACAAUAAUAAAUGUGUGCUGUUUGAAGCCA
Phacochoerus africanus (Common warthog) is the source of this 966-nucleotide messenger RNA. RefSeq names its product interleukin 1 family member 10 (gene IL38). NCBI's taxonomy places the organism in Eukaryota, Metazoa, Chordata, Mammalia, Artiodactyla, Suidae. Gene Ontology annotation, biological process: cytokine-mediated signaling pathway; cellular response to lipopolysaccharide; positive regulation of gene expression. Bases 25 to 543 code for a protein of 172 amino acids. The record is from RefSeq and is a predicted model, not a curated record. Gene Ontology annotation, molecular function: cytokine activity. The transcript is spliced from 5 exons.